GCUCUCAGAGAACUCCGCUAGAAUCAGGAAAGACUGGCUCUGAAAGGCGGCCAGUCAAGAAACAGUUAGCACGUGGGGAAAGAAAGAAAAAACGUUGAAAAGAUUCUUCAAACUGCUGUAAUGGCGGAUUCUGAUCGCGCGAAUGCAUUUCUGGUAAUCUCUCCGCUAGUUUGUGAUUUCCGGUGAAUUCUCGUUCAUUAUUCCCCGUGUUCUUCAAUCAGUCAACAGUGGAGGUUCUCGAUCCGCGAUUUCUACUGCAAAUCAAAGCAGCCCAACUACUUCACCCAUGGCUGCUUACGAAAGGGAUGUAGUACCAAUGUUAUCAGCUACUGAUUCACAAAAUAAUGAAAGGGAUGCAUCUUAUUUUCGUAGAUUGUCCUACAGGGCUAGGAGAUCACUUUCUAUUCCCGCUAACUCCUCUGAGUCAUACGAUAGUGAAAAUAAUCAUGUCGGAUUUACUGGUCCCUUGAGAAAUCAAAGGCAGAAUUCUUUUGUACAGAUGACUGAGAGGAGUGACCCAUUGUAUGUUGGUCACACACCAAUGAACAACCUCAGACCAUCACAAGUAGCAGUAGAACCCAACUCAACUGGGCCUACAGUGGAAACAUAUCCUUCCUUUGCUAAAAGGGAAACCAUUGGUUGGGAGGAUUAUGACUAUGAACUGAAAAAUGAACAUCUCAUGAAGUCGGGGCAACUGGGUGUAUGCAAUGACCCAUACUGCACAACAUGCCCACCAAUUGGCAUCUUAAAGGCACAGGGUAGAAGGUCAAGACCCUCACAGAUAUUUGAUCACAAGUUCCAUAAUAUGCUCUACGGAGAAGCAAGAGGUUGGGCAGAGAGAACUUGUUCUUUCUUUUGGUCGUGCCUUCCAGGUGUCAUGAACCCUCAUACUAAGCUUGUGCAACGGUGGAACAAGUUCUUCAUGAUCUCAUGUUUACUUGCAGUUUUCAUAGAUCCACUGUUCUUUUUUUUGCUGACUGUCAAUAAGGAUAACAAAUGCAUAGUGCUUAAUUGGACCAUGAGAACUACAAUUGUGAUUUGGAGGAGUUUGACUGAUUUCAUAUACUUAAUGCAUAUGCUUCUUCAGUUUCGCUUGGCUUAUAUUGCUCCUGAGUCCAUGGUUGUGGGAGCGGGUGACUUAGUUGAUCAUCCCAAAAAGAUUGCUGUCAAUUAUCUUAAAGGAUAUUUUUUGAUCGAUUUCUUUGUUGUAUUGCCAUUGCCUCAGAUCAUUAUACUGGUGAUUUUACCUGGUUCAACGGGAUCGUCUGGUGCGAAUAAUGCGAAAAACUUUUUACGAGCAGCAUUUUUGGUGCAAUAUAUACCUAGAUUGUGGCGGUUUCUUCCUAUGCUAAGAGGCCAGUCCCCAAGCGGCUUCAUAUUUGAGUCAGCAUGGGCAAACUUUGUGAUAAAUUUUCUAACAUUUAUGUUGUCCAGCCAUGUGGUCGGAUCAUGUUGGUAUCUUUUUGGCUUACAGAGGGUGAAUCAAUGUUUCCGCGAAGCCUGUCAUAAUUCACAAAUAAAAAGGUGCAGAGAUUUCAUUGACUGUGGGCAUGGCAAUGAUUACACUAAUUUCUCAUCAGAGCCGUCAUGGGAGCAAUGGAAGAGUGAUGUAAAUGCAGUUGCUUGUUUUAGUAGUGAUGGUUUUGAGUAUGGAAUAUAUGGUUCAGCAGUCAACCUCACAACCAAGCAAAGCUUAGUUACAAGAUAUGUGUACUCACUGUCCUGGGGCUUCCAGCAAAUAAGCACACUGGCUGGGAAUCUUGUCCCAAGUUAUUUUGAGUGGGAAGUUCUUUUCACUAUGGGCAUUGUUGGACUAGGACUCCUACUUUUUGCUCUGCUCAUUGGAAAUAUGCAAAACUUUCUACAAUCUCUUGGAAGCAGGCAGUUGGAAAUGUCACUGAGGCGCCGUGAUAUUGAGAAGUGGAUGAGCCACCGGCGCUUGCCAGAAGAUUUAAGAAGGCGAGUACGUCAAGCUGAACGCUAUACUUGGGCAGCUACCCGAGGGGUGAAUGAAGAAGUGCUGUUGGAGAACCUACCUGAAGAUGUAAAAAGAGAUAUUCGGAGACAUCUUUUUAUGUUUGUCAAGAAGGUUUACAUUUUAUCACUUCUAGAUGAGCCAGUGUUAGAUGCCAUAUGUGAAAGACUAAGGCAAACAACAUAUAUAGAAGGAAGCAGAGUUUUGUACCGAGGUGGCCUUAUUGACAAGAUGGUAUUCAUCAUCAGGGGAAAGAUGGAGAGCACUGGAGAGGAUGGAAAUGUGGCGUUGCUGGCUGAAGGUAAUGCUUGUGGGGAAGAACUCCUCACAUGGUGUCUAGAACAGUCUUCCUUGUACAAAGAUGGAAUGAAGUCGAGGACUUAUGGACACAGGCUCCUGAGUAACCGGAUUGUGAAGUGCCUGACAAAUGUUGAAGCAUUUAUAUUGCGGGAAGCAGAUCUCGAAGAAGUCAUUUCUCUCUUUGCAAGAUUUUUGAGGAACCCGCGUGUUCAGGGUGCCAUCAGGUAUAAAUCGCCAUAUUGGCGUACACUUGCUGCUAGGUGCAUCCAAGUGGCUUGGAGGUAUAGGAAGAAGCGCCUAAGCCGUGGUGAUGUGUUUAGUUUGAGGCACAGUUUAAGGAUGCAAUGAUAACACUUGCAUCGAAAUAUGGGAUUAAAUGAAAAUCGAUUAGGUUGUGAAAGAAGGUGUGCCUUUUCAAGAAUCAAUUUGAUUUGUUGCUUGUCUAGUCAAUUAUGGAGGCUAUUCGCCUCUUGUAGAGGUUGAUGAAGAAUAUAGGACUAAGAAGAACAUACAUGCGGUAUAUAUUGACCUGAGAAAAGUGUACGACAAGAUGCAAAAGAACUAUUGAGAUCUUAUGGAGGUGUCUAGAGUUCAGAGGGGGUCUGAUUGCAUACAUUCUUGAAACCAAAAUAUGCAUGUCGAGGAUGUUAAGGGAGAGGUGCCUUGGUGUAUGCUAUUUAGUGAUGGUAUUGCAUUGAUCGACGAGAUGCAUACGGAACUCAAUGACACAUUAGAAAUGUGAUGUCAUUCCCAAGGAAUUUAAAGACUUCUGAUUGGAUAGGAUUAAAACUAAAUACAUGAAAUGUUGCCUUGGGGUCAGGUGAUGGAAUUAGAAGUGGAGGUAAGGAUUGAUUCACACUCAGUGCCUUUGAAGCACAAGUUUCAAUAUCUUAGUUUGGUCAUUCAUGCACAUGGAGAGAUAGGUGGGAUGUUGUUCAUCGCAUCAAAAUUGGUUGGGCAAAGUGGAAGCUUGCUUCGGUAUUAGGAGGGAGUAGAGGUAGGGGUGUAUCUAGAAAGAAUUGGAAGGAGAUAAGACUUGAGACUUCUCGCUCUCCCCAAAGAGAUGACCUUAGAUAGGUACGUAUA
Molecule: messenger RNA, 3361 nt
Organism: Cuscuta campestris
Lineage: Eukaryota; Viridiplantae; Streptophyta; Magnoliopsida; Solanales; Convolvulaceae
Source: the annotation of a GenBank genome assembly